AUGACUCGCACCCCACGACGAAAACAGAACACAAUCGGCAGCUCCAAUGAUCGUGUCGAUUCAAUGGGCACCAAUGUUUAUUCAGCCAAAGAUGAUAAAAGCAUGCAUAAAUCUUUAAAUGGAGAAUUUUUCCUUUAUCAAUCAUUACUCAAUCAAAUCUUGGAUGAAAAUCAGUCAUCACUAAGCGAGGAAUCAGCACUAGUCGAAUACUUCGAACCAGACGAUGUCGAUGACAACAAAAUUAUGAAUGAAUUCGACAAGAGUUACAAACCCGAAAAAGCUAUUCAUUGGUAUACGAGAGAAAGUUGUAUUUACAAAAUUUUGAACAAAGCUUUACGAACACAAAACAUUGAUGAUGUCAAUCCAUUCGACUCAUUUAUACGCGAUUUGAAUGUGCAAUUAGCUGAACAACGGAAAAUAUUUGUUAAACAACAAUCGAAACCAUUUAUUAAAGUCUAUCGUGGACAGUUUAUCAGUAAGGAUGAAGUUAACCGUCUAAAGUCCGGUAUUGGACAAUUGAUCGCGAUGAAUUCGUUUCUGUCUACGAGUACAAACAGAAAGAAAGCUUUGGAAUUUGCUACGAGUCGUCCGCCGCCAAAUGACACGCUAACAUCGAUUCUGUUAGAAAUACACGUAAAUUUAAAUGCGAAAUCAAAACCAUUUGCAGACAUUCGAACCUUAAGUGCAUUUCCUGAAGAAGAGGAAAUACUCUUCAUGCUCGGCUGCGUUUUUCGCAUUGAUAAUAUCGUUUACGACGAACAAAACAAACUUUGGAUGGCGAAUUUAACUCUAUGUUCAGAAGAAGAUCCAGAUAUGAAAAAGUUUUCGUCCUCAUUGAGCGAUCAAAGCAAAGGACAGAAUCAGUCGAUUGCAAUUGGAUACAAUUUCAUAGACAUGCUUCGCUACGACGAUGCUCGGAAACACUUCGAGAAAAUCUUAAAACAAAACGCAGCCAUAACCGAUCUCGAGCGUGCGUUUUGCUACCAUGGACUUGCAAAAGUGAAUGAAAAACAAGGAAACUUGAAACUAUCGAUAGAAAAUCUCAAUCAAGCGCUGAAUUGUUUAUCGAAUGACGAUCCACUGAUUGCAAUAUGUUACAAUGAUUUGGGAUUAGCACAUUGUGGUCGAGGUGAUUAUAAGAUUGCAUUCGAAUAUUUUGAUAAAGCUUUGCAAACGAAAAAUAACGUUCCGUCCACUACUUAUGCCGGCUUGUCGGAAGUUCAUUUUCAAAUGAAGAAUUAUUGUGUUGCAUUCGAAUUCUUGGAGAAAUCUCUUCAGAAUCUGCUCCAAACAGAUCUCGUCUCGAUUGUCAAAACAUACAUUAAUAUGGGAAAGCUCCAUGUUUUGAUGAACAGAAAGGAAGAAGCAACAAAAAUGUUCGAUAAAGCUUUAGAAACACAAAGUAAAGAACUCUCUCCGGAUCACCCAGAUCUCAGUUACACGUACGCAGAAAUCGGCCUGAUGUUCUCUCAAAUCGGCGACCAACAAAAAGCCUUAGAAUAUUUAAAAAAAGCCUACAAAUUACAAUCACAAACGCUACCAUCCAACCAUCCCGAUUUCGCACUAUCUUUUCGGCAGUUCGGUGAUGUCUACAUGAAAUUGAAUCAGCCAGACACGGCACUUUCUUAUUACAAUAAACUAUUAGACAAUCAACUGAAAACUUUAGCGACAAAUCAUCCGUCCGUGAUUGAAACUUACUACCUCAUUGGACGUGUUUACUGGGAAAAGAAACGAGAUUUUAGCCAAGCGUCAACUUAUUUCAAUAAAGCACUAGAGAGUGAGUUGAAACGAAGCAAGAAAGGCGAAGCACCGUUGAGUGUGGCGUAUAGAACACUUGGCGAACUUCAUUUCGAUAAAUACCAAGUUCAACCUGAUGAAAAUGAUUUGAAUAGUGCUUUGAAUUUCUUUUUGAAAUGUCUGGAAAACGAACUGGAAACGAACUUGCCUGAAGAUGAAUCGUUAACCUUUCUCUACAAAGCCCUCAGUACAAUCUGUUGGAAGAAACACGACUUAAGCCAAGCAUUGGUUUAUUACAACCGUCUCGUUGCUUGCUAUCUCCAAGUCAAACCAACGGAUCAGUCGUUGAUCGACAAAACUUACGCGUCAAUCGGAGAAAUUUAUCUGAAAAAGUCGCAACUUGAUAAAACGAUUCUUUACUAUCAUAAAAUGGACAAGAACAAGAUGAAGAACGAUUCUCGAUUCAUCGAUAAUCUCCAUUUUGAAAAACGUCACUUAGAACUAUCUUUAAACUACUUUGAGAACCUUCUCAACAAGCAGCUUGAGACCUAUCCCAAAGGAAAAUCUCUAUUAUCGAAUACUUAUUACAUUUUAGCAAUGAUCUCAUACGAGAGAGAGGAUUUCGAUCGAUCAGUGGAAUACUUUCUUCGUCUAUUAGCGAAUCAAUUGGAAAGAAGACCAGUCGACGAUCCAUCGCUGGAAAAUAUAUUGAGAGCGAUCGGGACAAUCUAUUUCCAGCAAGGUAAUUACGAAAAAGCAUUGAUCUACUUCCGGAGACUACUCGAUUGUCAAUUGAAAACGAAGAGAAAUAGUCAUUCUUCCGUCGCGAGUACUUAUACGAUGAUUGGAAAUAUUUAUGUGAAACGAGAUUACUUCGACAGCAAUUCACACAAGAAUGUGGACAAAAAGCUGUCGAGAGACAUCCCAGAUACGAAAAUUCAAUCACUCGAAAACGAUGCACAGUUUAACAAACGACAUUUAGCUCAAAGUUUGAUUUAUUUUCAGGAUUUACUUCAGAAAAAGAAUGGCAAUAGAUCAGCGCUUGACAUUUACCAUAUUUUAGCCUACAUCUCUCUGGAAAAGCGUGAUUACUUUCAAUCGUUGGCCUUUUUCGAAAACCUACUCGGCAAACAGAUCGAAGUUUAUAAAUCAGAAUACCAGCCGAUAGCUCACACAUACUCAAUCAUUGGAGACAUUUACGAUCAGAUCGGUUUGAUCAAUCAACCAAAACGAACCCCCAAGAAAUGA
Adineta ricciae is the source of this 2985-nucleotide messenger RNA. NCBI's taxonomy places the organism in Eukaryota, Metazoa, Rotifera, Eurotatoria, Adinetida, Adinetidae. The record is from the annotation of a GenBank genome assembly.